AUGUUCCGUUCAUUCAACCUAUCAUGCCUCCACUCUUUGAAGCCUUGUUCGCGAUACUUAAAAAAGCCCGACAAACUCUCCUUCGACGGCCAACUACGAAUUCCGCCGCAUACCUCAACUUGCGGUUCCAGAUUCUUCAGAUCUAUCUCCGAUGACUUCUGUGUUCCCAACAGUAUCAGGGAACUCAAGGAAAGACUGUUUGCAGGCGACCGCCGAAGUUUGGCGCAAUCAAUUACUUUAAUUGAAUCUAAAAACCCUGAUCGCCGAAGAGAAGGUUUGUCAGGACCACCUGGUGCAGGAAAGAGCACAUUCAUAGAGGCGCUGGGUACUCGUCUUAUCGGUCUGGUCCCAUGGGUUUCUGAUCUUCCUGAACAGGCGCAAAAGGGUCCAUACGGAAAACGAGGCUCUAAUGAGCCAGUACCCGUUCCAACCGAAAACCAUCGCGUGGCUGUUCUAGCUGUUGACCCAUCUUCUGUAACUACUGGAGGCAGUUUGCUGGCGGACAAAACGCGGAUGUAUGAAUUAUCGCGCCAUGAGAAUGCGUACGUGCGUCCAUCCCCAAGUGGCGGAAAUCUGGGAGGCGUGGCGCGGUCCACGAAUGAAACUGUGCUCAUUUGUGAGGCGGCGGGUUUCGAUGUGGUUCUAGUCGAAACUGUUGGUGUCGGUCAGUCCGAAAUUGCUGUCGCUGAUAUGGUCGACCUAUUUAUACUCCUUAUUCCACCUGCUGGGGGCGAUGAACUGCAAGGAAUUAAGCGAGGUAUUGUGGAAUAUGCUGAUAUCGUGGUCGUGAACAAAGCGGAUGGAGACCUCAUAGCCCCAGCUCGUCGAAUCGCAGCAGAGUAUUCCAAUGCACUGAAGUACCAGCGAAUGAGGAGACCGAACUGGCGUCCACAGGUCAUGCUUGCGUCCAGCUACACAGGUGCUGGAAUUGUGGAAUUCUGGAACCGCGUCCUUGAAUUUAAAGAAAUGCAAAUAGCCUCCAAAGAACUUCAGUCUGUGCGCAAGAAACAAAUGAAGGUGUGGAUGUGGAACUACAUCAAAGAGGGCAUAUGGGACCACUUCCGAAUGCAUCCAGCGGUCCGUCGCCAGUUGACGUCCAUUGAACGCAAGGUCGAGGCGGGUGAACUAGCUCCCGGACCAGCUGCUGAAUCGCUCAUCAACAUUUUCAUUCAGGGAUCUUAGGAACAACUGAUUACCUUCGUAUGCUAUUUUCCUACCUUUCUCACUGAUUUUUUUCACUUCUCUUUUUAACUUUAGGUACGGCCAAAUUGAUCCUUAUCUUAUUUGUUUAAAUUCCAUUGCAGCCUACCAUUGUAGUAGGCUGGAUUUAUAGGUUCGAAAAACAAGCAAAUGAUUUCCAC
Opisthorchis viverrini is the source of this 1361-nucleotide messenger RNA. RefSeq lists its product as hypothetical. Gene Ontology annotation, molecular function: GTPase activity; GTP binding. The transcript has 5 exons. Gene Ontology annotation, cellular component: cytoplasm. Bases 1 to 1182 code for a protein of 393 amino acids. Lineage: Eukaryota; Metazoa; Platyhelminthes; Trematoda; Opisthorchiida; Opisthorchiidae. The record is from RefSeq and is a predicted model, not a curated record.